AUGGCUCCAAUCGAUCUCGGCACUCUGUCCAGCAACUGGAAGAUACUGCAGCAGCGCCUGAAGCCUUCAACGCCGGCAACACCUCCGAAGAACAAGAAGUCGGAAGAAGAGAAGCCGUCUUCACUCAAGCGCAAGCGACCACAGCACGUCAAUGGAAAGCACGGAGAUGAAGCAGCAAAGUCUGUAAACGGCUCACAGAAGAACACACCACGCAAACCCCUGCCCUCGAGAAAGCGACAGAAGAUGGAAGAGCCUACGUCUGUGGGCGCUUCAGUCAAGCAGCAUGACACCAAAUCGCUUUCUAAGAGCGUCUCGAUGCCCUCUCUCAAGAAGACGCCUCUUCUGAGCGACCCGCAAGACGCUGCAGCUGCUGUGUCAAUUCUCGAACCACAUCCCGACUUUCCCGAUGUAGAGAAUGAGGGCGUGUCAGAAGUAGCACUACCCGGCAAAUACGUCGCGUUAGAUUGCGAGAUGGUGGGAGUAGGACCAGAGCCCAACCGCGACUCUGCGCUGGCGAGGGUGUCUCUGGUCAACUUUCACGGUCACCAGGUCUACGAUUCCUACGUCCAGGUACCACGGCAGAUCGAAAUCACCGACUAUCGAACACAUGUCUCUGGUAUCGAGCCCAGGCAUCUUCGCAAGGACGUCGCGCGACCCUUCGACGAAGUACGAAACGACCUCAAGAUCCUUCUCACCGGGCGCAUCCUUGUUGGUCACGCAGUGAAGAAUGACCUCGACGUGCUCAUCUUGAAGCAUGACAAGCGCUUCAUUCGCGAUACAUCCAAGUUCUCAAAGUUCAGAGAAUUGGCUACCAUACCAGGGCGCACACCAGGUUUGAAGCUAUUGGCAGAGAAGCUGUUGGGCGUGGAGAUUCAAGUCGGCGCGCAUAGCUCGGUCGAAGACGCCCGUGCUACUAUGGCGCUCUUCAGGUUGGAGAAGGACAGCUUCGAGCUUGAGGUACGGCAGAAGUAUGGUAAUAUCCGCCUCGACGCAAUUGGACCAGAAGUCGACGUCGGUGGUAGUGAAGAUACCAAAAAGAAGAGCCGGAACAGGAAGAAGAAAAAGAAGAGGAAUUAA
Molecule: messenger RNA, 1077 nt
Organism: Alternaria burnsii
Lineage: Eukaryota; Fungi; Ascomycota; Dothideomycetes; Pleosporales; Pleosporaceae
Product: rna exonuclease 4
Exons: 1
Coding region: 1-1077 (358 amino acids)
Biological process (GO): rRNA processing; ribosomal large subunit assembly
Cellular component (GO): nucleus
Molecular function (GO): nucleic acid binding; 3'-5' exonuclease activity
Source: RefSeq, a predicted model, not a curated record